AUGGAAGAAAAAUUUAGUAAUGAGUUUGUGGCCGAUGUAGAAAACAUAACCAAAAUAAAAGAAUAUUUGAAUCAAGGGGAUAUAGGAUUUGAAAAUGAAGAUUUAAAAAAAGAGAGAGAAAAAAUAAGGAGUAAUGAUGUAUUCAUAGAAUGUGUAAAGAAUAUAUGGAUGAAUAUUUUGAAUAAAAAAUUAAACGAUAAAUUUAGUAAAAUAGAAUAUUUUAAAGUUAUGCUAAGAAUAUGUAAAGUUUUAAUUCCACAAUUUGAAAUAAAACAAGUCAUCAAAAUUAUAAACGAUGAAUGGAAUAAUGAUUCAAAAGGGAAAAAAUAUUUAAACUUUGAUUCUUUUUUUAAUACUUUUUUUGAAUUAGCUGAUAUAUGGACUCCAACUAUAAAUGCUCAUGAUUAUGCAUUUUUUUUAAAGUCUUUAUUUUAUAGAAUUACAUUUAUUCAAAUUAAAAAUAAAAAUGGAGAAAUUACAAAAAAAAAACCUGUUAUUAUAAUUAAUUUUAAAAGAAAUAUAGGUGUUGGAGAUAAUAAAAAGUUGUCUAUAUUUGAUAACGCAGUAAAUAAAACUACAUCUAGUAGUGAUCCUAUUCAAACUGAAUCAAAGGAUAAUAAAUUUGAAAGUAAUACAGUGAGUAAUAUCAAAACUCUAAAAAAUAUAAUUAAUGAAUCAGAGCAAAUAAAAACAAAUACUAUUCAAAAUAAUAAUAAUACACACGAAUCUUUUGAAAGCUAUAACGAAGAUGAAAAUGAAGAAUCAGCUAAAAAAUUAUUUGAAAUCUUGUUAAAUAAUAAAGAAAAAGAUCCGAAAAUUCAAAGAAGUAUAUUACUCCUUGAUGUCAAUGAAAUUUGUCCUUUAGAGCCUCUAGGGGAUAAUAUUGAUGAAGAUAAUAAUACAUAUAUCCAAGGAAUAAGUAUACUGGAUGAAUUAUCCUCUAAAAUGCCAAUUACAAGAAAAAUAUAUCAUGAUUUUGAAAAAAAUAAGCAAAACAGAGAAAGUAUUUCGAAAGAUAAUAGUGGUGUAAAAAAAUUUAAUGAAUUCCAAAUAAAACAAAAUCAAUUACAUUCCAGUAACGCUAAGGUAGAAUAUAAAAGAAACGUUUUUAGUUCAACUAUUGAAAAUAAUAAAUUUGAUUCAAAAAAAGAAGUGGAUAAAAACAGAAGAAAAACAGAUGGGUCGAUAAUAAGCAUGCUUUCAAAAUUAAAAUUUAUUGGAGGCAAAAAUAAAACACAAAAUAAAAUUGAUCAAAUUAACGAAGAUAAAAAAUCAAAAGGUAAAUAUAAAGAUGAGCAAUGUUAUGAUUCAAAUGUGGUAACUACAACGGAAAUUGGAAAACUAUCAAACGAAGGCUCACUUCUUAUUGACGGAAUUAAUUUGGACGAAUUUACAAAAGAAUGCAAGAUAGAGGGUUCUAAUAAUUAUGAUACUGAAGAAUUUGAUGAAGACGUGCCAAGUAAAAUUAUUAAUGAGUCAGAUAAAAUUAUUAAUGAGUCAGAUAAAAUUAGGAAUGAGUCAGCGCAACUCUUAUCGAAAACUGGUAAAAAUGUUUCAACAUAUUUAGUGGAUGACUUAGAAAGGCGCACAAACUUUAGUAAUGACAAAAGUGAAAUUGUAGAAAGCAAAAAUAAAGAUAAAAAAACAGAAAUAUGUUAUUAUAGAAAAGACGAUCCAAAAAACACUGAAAAAGAAAAGGUUAUGGAAAAUUAUUCGAGUUUAAGUGGAGUAGACAUGGUGAAGACAACAAACAUGGAUAGAUCUUUGGAUGCGGAAGGAGAAAUAAAAGAAAGUUAUAAAAGUGAAUUUGAGAUAAACAAUAUAAAUAAAGAAAUAAAUGAAUUUAAUCGGGAAUAUAAAAAUAAUAAGAUAAAUGGGAACAAUAAGGAAAGCGAAGAAAUUGAUUAUUUAGAUGAGGAAUACAUAAAUGUACUAAAAGAAAACUUGAAAGAAAAAGAUUGUAUAGAAAUAAAAAAUGAUAAUAUAAAUAAUAAUAACAAUGCUAUAGAUAAUGUUAAAUUAGAUGAUAAAAAAAUGAAUCGGUUAUCAAAUGAAAAUAUUUCUAACGAACAUGAUGAUAUGCUUAAAACUAAAAAUUAUUUAGAAAAUGAGAAAAGGAUAUUAGAAGAAUUAGAAAAAAAAGAAAAACGGAAAAAAAUGAAAUUAUCCAAAAAUAAUUAUAAUAGUUUAGAUGGACUAAUUAACGAUAGUAAAAUAAAUUUAGAAGGAAAUUAUAGUACAAAUGAUGAUUCAUUAAAUUUUAUGAGUAAUAAAACGAAUGCAGAUAAUAAACAAAAUGAUAAUUCGUUUGAAAUUAAAAAUAUACAUCUUUAUAGCGAAUUGAGAAAAUCCUCUAAAUCUGGAGUGAAUGAAAUAGCUAUGAAAAGUAUCAAAGAUUCGAUAAUAAAUUCUGACCUUGAACGAAACAAAGAUGUGAUAAGCAGUUCUGAAAUGGAUGGUUGCGAUUCUAAAGACCACAGUAAAUAUGAGAGAAGAGCAUCGAGUUAUGAUAAAGAAGAACAAAAGGAAAAUGAGAUUAAACAGGAAAAUGAGGUUAAACAGGAAAAUGAGGUUAAACAGGAAAAUGAGGUUAAACAGGAAAAUGAGAUUAAACAGGAAAAUGAGGUUAAACAGGAAAAUGAGGUUAAACAGGAAAAUGAGGUUAAACAGGAAAAUGAGGUUAAACAGGAAAAUGAGGUUAAACAGGAAAAUGAGAUUAAACAGGAAAAUGAGGUUAAACAGGAAAAUGAGGUUAAACAGGAAAAUGAGAUUAAACAGGAAAAUGAGGUUAAACAGGAAAAUGAGGUUAAACAGGAAAAUGAGAUUAAAAGGCAAAAGGAAAUGCUAUUAGAAACAGUCAGAAAAAGUAUAUCUAAUAAUUGCGAAUCGUAUAAGAAAGAUUUAAAUAUGUUCUUAAAUAAAAUUGAGCACAACGAACUCAUGAAAAAUGAAAAAGAUGAAGAAGAAGAAGAAGAAGAAGAAGAAGACGAAGAAGAAGAAAACGAAGAAAUUGAAUGGGAAGGCAACAAAGAAAAUUAUGACAAUAUAAUAAGAAAAUACAUAACUACCAAAAUCCAAAAUGAAAAAAAUGAAUAUGAAACAAAAAAAUUAGAAAAUAAAAAAAAUGAUAUAAUUCAAAAUUUAGAAAUAAAAAAUGUGUAUGGAAAAAAAGAAGAAAACAAUAAUAAUAUAAAUCAAGAGUUUAUUAAAAUGAACGAAAUAUUAAAUGAUGUUAUUAUUAAAAGUGAAAUAGGAUUAAUAGAAAAAGAAAAUGAAAAUUUAUUAUCAGCUCAGGCUGAUCAAAAAAAAGUAAAAGAAUUUCAAAUUGAACUUAAUAAAAUUUCAAAUGAACUUAAUGAAGAAUUUCAAGAUUUAUUAAAAAAUGAAAAAGAAGUUAAAAAAAUUAUAUUUCAAGAUGAUCAAACUGAUGAUACUUUGUUUAAUCAUGAAAAAGAUGUAAUAGCUAGUUCCGAAGAUGUCUAUAAAAAAGAAGAGCAAAUAGAGGAGCAAACGAAUUUAGAUCCCCUUUUUAAAUAUAAAGAAAAUAAUAUAAUUAAUGAUGUGGAAAACAAAUAUAGUAUAAUUAAUGAUGUGGAAAACAAAUAUAGUAUAAUUAAUGAUGUGGAAAACAAAUAUAAUAUAAUUAAUGAUGUGGAAAACGACAAUAAUAUUUAUCCCCUAAAUCAUAUACAAAACAAGUCAGUGCAUGAAGAAGCUCAAAAUAUUUCGAACAGUUAUAUCGACAUUUCAAAGAAACCGUUGAAUAUUGAGAGUUAUGAUAAAGACAUUUCAUUUAAUGAUGAUACAAAUGAACUUAAGUCUGAUCUAGAAAAUAGAACCCGUUAUUAUAGUUUUAAUUCCAAUGGUGAGAGUGAGAAAGUUGUAAAUUUAAAUGAAGAUUCUAAAUCUUUUGAAAGAAUGAAAAACGAAGGAAAAAAAAAUGAAAAAAAUGAUGAAAAACCAAAGUUUGGAAAAAAUAUAUAUAAGGGAUCAGAAAUAAAUGAAGAAUCAAAUGAUCAUAUUAUUAAGGAAAGAAAGAAAAUUGAUGAAAAUAUUUCAAUUUAUGAGAAAAUGUCAAAAAAAGAAAAAUUAAUAGAUGAUAAAGAGUUCACAGGAGACAAUAUAGAAUGCAUAAAACUAUAUCAUAAAACAAAUGAUGAAAGAAAUAAAUUAAAAUAUUUAUUCAUAGAUAAUAUAAAUAAGAUGAGAAAUUUUAUAAAAAUAAAUAAAAGAAGUAAAAAAGAAAAUUUUAUAAUCAUAUCUAAUGGGUCCCCCAAUAUAUAUCGUUUAAUAAAAAGACUAAAGGUUGAAUUUAUUGAACCAUCAAUAAUAUUAAAUAAAAAUAUAAAUACAGAAAAAGAAUUUUUAUCUCCUUUAGGCAAAUUAAUUAAUUUAAAUCUUGAAAAUGGUAGAUUUAUUGAUUUUAAAACAAUAAUGGAUUUAACAUUAGAAUAUAUGAAUACAAUGAUAUCAAAGAAUAAUGGUUAUGUUUUAUAUUUAAAUAAAAAUUUUAUACAUUUUACAGAAUAUUUGUUAUUAAAAUUAAAAAAUUUAUCUAAUUUAAAUUAUAUUAACUAUAUUAAUUUUUUAAAUAUGAAUUUUUUAAAAAAUGUAUCUAAUCCUACCGAAAUCAAUAUUAGUGAUUUCUUGUUAGAAGAUCAUAAUUUAAUAUUUCCAAAUCCCUUUGAGGAUUCCUUUCCAAUUUUUUGUAUAUUCUUAAACACUCACAAAAUAUCAAGAUGCAAUAAUAUAGAAUCAGAACCCGCUGAAGAAGCAUUUCAACGAUUGUUAACAGCUUUUAAAAAUAAAAAUAUCAAUCCUCAAAAUGUAGUAAACAAAGCUGGAAAAGAAAAGGAAUUAAAUGUUAUAAAUAAAGAAGGACAAAAUGAAAACUCAAACGAUGAAAUAAAAGAAGAAUCUAUAAAAGAUGAAAGUAGCAAUGAUGAAUCUGACGAUGCUUCAAAAAGUUGUGAAGAAAAUGAUGAGAUGAGUGAAAAAGAAGAAGAUAAACAGAGAGACGAAAAUGAAAAAGACAAUAAAAGUGAUGAAGAUAACGAACUUGAACAUGAACAAAAAAAAAAAGAGAUCAAUGAUGAAACUCGAGGUAAAAGCCAAAAUAAAAUUAUAGUAAAUUUCUCAGAGGAUUUGGAACAUAUCGAAUCGGAUGGGUAUUCAGAUGUGGAGUAUCUAAGCAUAGAUAGCAUCGAGAAAAAUUACUUGGAAAACGAACCGGCAAAUGAAGUAAAAGAGAUAGAAAAGGAAGAAGAAUCUAUGUCAGAUGCAGAAUCCCAAGAAAAUAGUAAAGAAGAAACAGAAUCCGAAGAAAGUAGCGAGGAAGAAGUGGAAACAGAAUCAGAAGGAGAUGAUGAAACAGAGAGAAAUAAGCAGAAAGAAAAUAAAAUUGGAAAGGAUAGUAAAGUAAAUAAAUGUAAAAAAAAAUAUGUAAAAGCAUGCGAAUACAUCAAUAUGAUAAACACAAAUAAUAUAUGUGAUAAAUAUUUUAAUUUGGCAAACAACAGAAUAAAAUAUAUUUACAAAUGUAAUGAUCCUAUAAAAUAUUAUAUAAAUUAUUAUAAAGAUUUAAAAAAAUAUUCAGAAUCAAUAAAAUUCGAGAAAGAUAUUUCAACUAUUGUUUCUCAGAAUAGUAUGGAAUUAAAAUGUAACGAUUUUCAAGUUAAAGAAACAGACGAAAUGUAUGAGAAAAGAAAAAGAGAAUUAGAAAAAAAAUUAAAGAAAACAUUUGAAACUUUGAAGAUUAUACACAUAGAUGUAAUAAAAAACAGAUCAAUUAAUAAACUAUUCUAUAUUAAUAUGAUUAAAAAUAAUUUUUCUUAUUUUUUUAAAAAUAAUUUUUUCCCUUAUAAAUAUCAAAAGAGGAGAACCACAUUAGAAGGAAAUAUAGAAAAAGAAAACGAAGAAACAGAAAAAAAUAAUAAUAUUUAUGUUAAAAAUAGAGAAAUAAAUGAUAAAAUAAAGGAUGUAUUAAUAAUAGAAUUAAAAAGAAAAACAAAUUUAACAGAAUUAGAAUCGAAAAAUAUGAUUAAAAGUUGUAUAGAAGGGAAUAAGACAGUUGUAGAUAUAUCUGAAAAUAUGAAAAAUAAUAAAAACAAAAAUUAUAAAGAAGAAUAUGAAUAUUAUUAUAGAAAUUGGAAUGAAUUUUACAAACUAUGCCCAGUUUCAUAUAUUGAUGAAAAGAAAUUUAUAAAAGGAAAAAAAGGAUUUGAAGUGGUUUAUAAGAAUAAAAUAUAUAUUUUAGAAAGUUAUGAAAAAAUGAUUGAAUUUUUAAAAUUCCCUCAAUUUUAUUCUAAUAAAAAAAUAAAAGAAUCAAUUAAUUUUAAUAUCGUUAUUUAUUUUCCAAAUAUUUGGAUAAAAAAAAAAAUUUUGAAUUUCUUAAAUUCUUACGAAAAAAUAAUACAUAUAGAUGUAGAAGAAUAUUUUAAAAAUAUAUUCAAAUCAAAAAAUGAAAUGAGCAAAGAUAAUUUAGAUAUAUAUUUGUUCGAGUUUAAUGAUUUAUUAAAAGGAAAAACAAUAUCAGAUAUGCUUAUAGUUAGAUAUGUUUGUAUACAAAUGAAAAAGACAAAUAAUUUUAACAUGUAUAUAAUUAGAAAAAUUGUUGGAAAUUUGAAUUAUCUAAAAAAUGAAAUUAUAGAAUUAUUAGAGACAAAAAAUGAUUUAGAUUUUUGUGAAGAAGAAAAUAUUUUGAAUAAAUAUUCAGGGGAUGAAAAAAAUUGUGCAUCUACUUUGAGCACUAAUUCCAAUGAAUCAAACAAAUAUCUAUGUGAGAGUUUUGAAAAAAAAAAAAAAUUAAAAGAAAUUUCUACUAUUGCAAUAAAAAUAAGAUAUUUAUACAAUCUUCUAAUAAUUAAAAAAAAUGAAAAAAUGGAUCUACAUUUAAAAAAUUUAUUAGAUCCUAUUUUUAGCUCUGAAAAUCUAGAAUGUAUAAAUGAGGGGAUAGAUAAAUUUAGUCUACAUUUAAUCAAAACUUUUGAAAAGGAAAAAAACACUCAAAUGUGCAAUUCAGCACAGUUAGAUGUAAAAAGAGAAUCUAUGUCAAGUAUGAUAGAUGCAGAAGGUUCUGAUAAUAUUUUAUACAAAGACGAUAAUCAAACAAAUGAAUGUUCAACAAAUUUAAGAAGCAAAGAAAUAAUUUCUAAUAAUAAUUUUAUUAUAUCUGGAUUACCAUUAAAUACGAAUAUUUAUAAAUAUUUUAAAAAAAUGGAAAUAAAUAUAGAUAACAUUAUAGGGUUUGAUAUAAAGCGAAAGAAAAAAAAAGAUUUUAAAUGUGGAUUUGAAAGACAAGUAGUAAAACAAAAAAUAAAAAAAGACAGGCCAAUAAAUAAUCUGAACAAUUAUGAUAACAUGUAUUUAUAUAAUAGAAAUUAUAUUAAAAUGUUGAAUGAAAUAGAAACAAAAAAUUUUAAUCUGAAUAUUUUAAAUUUAGAAGAAGAAUAUAAUAGUGUUUAUGAAAAUCAUAAAUAUAGAUAUCUUGAUCAAAUUCAAAAAUUAGUAAAUCCAUAUAUCCAUAACUAUUUAAAUUAUAAUAAUGUAUUAAAAAAUGAUAAAUUAAUUGAUAAAAUAAAUAACUGUUAUAUAAAUAUGUAUUGUCCAUAUAUUUUAAAAAAAUAUAAUUGGUUAUAUAAAUCUAGAAAUAAUAUAAAAUUAAUGUAUAAUAAGAAAAUACACUUUUUAUCCAAUCCAUAUCAUUCUUUACUCUUUAUGAAAAAUAUUAAUUUUUAUUCUAAUAACUUUAAUACAGUACCACCAUUAAGAAUAUUAUUUUUAUCUGAUUAUGAAUCUAUUUUUGAGAAAGAAAUAAAUUAUAUUUCGUAUAUAUUUGGUCUGAAUAUUAUAAAUAUAGAAAAAGAAUUUUUAAUAAAUUUUACAUAUAUAUGCAUAUAUAUAUUAAAAUAUAUUUAUUUAUUUAAAUUGUCUAAAUUUAAUAAUAAAAAGAAACUCGAUUUUAACAUAUUGCCAAUUCAUAUUAUACCAUUUGAAAAAUUUGAAGAAGAAAUUUAUUUAAAUGAUGAGGAUAUUCAAUUUUUAGAAAACAACAUUAGUUAUUUUGACAAAGAAAUAUAUAAAAUUCAAUUAGUAGAUAUAAAAUAUGACGAAUAUAUAUUCGAUAUAUUGUUUGAUCAAAUAAAACCUUAUAAUGUUAUUAUAAACAUUUUAAAAAUUUUGACAACAAGAUUAAUAUUACAUGAAAAACUUGAAAACUGUCUUAUCACAUACUUAUAUGAUAAGAAAUCCGUUUUUAGUAUCACUUCAGGGGAAAAAAUGAAAAAUAUUUUGAAAUUGAUUUUAAUGGAUAUCAGAAAAAAUUCAUGUGGAUCUAAAUUAGAUGUAAAAAAUGAAACUAGUGAUAAGAAAAAUAUUCCCACAUCAAUAAAUGUUGCAUAUAAUAAAGAAAAUGAUAAAAUGGGGGAAGAAGCGGAUAAAAUCAAACUUGAUCAAAUUGAUAGAAAUAAAUUAAGUAAAGAUUGUGAAUAUGUAAACAAUCAAACAAAUGAGAUACAUUUUUCUAUGGAACGUUUUUAUGCCAUUACAAAUGCUAGCGAUGGCUUUUUAUCCUCAGAUAUGAAUAGUAGUGAUUCAGAAGAUAGUGAUUCUACAUACUAUUCUGAUGAUCCAUUUCCAUACAAAAAAGAUGUAAUAAGCAUAGAAAAAAGUGAAGAAAUAUUUUCCAAAAAAAAUGAAAAUAAGAUUUUAAAAAGUAAAUAUAAAUUUUUAGAGAAUAGAAUUUUAAAUAAUUUUGAAAAAGUUUUAAAAUAUUCUUAUCGGGUUCCUGAAUAUGUAAUAUAUUUGACAUGUGAUUAUGGAAAAAACUAUAAAAAGUUGAAAACCAAAAUAAAACAGUAUGAUAAAUUUUACCAGACAAAAGAAGAGGAGUGUAAAGAAGAGGAACAUGGUAAACAAAUUAUAAAUGAAAAGUUGAAUGUAAAGAAAGAAAAUAAAAUAAAUUUAGAUAAAAUAAAAAGAAUUUGUAAAAAAAACAAAAAAAUAGUUAAAUAUCUUGAAAGGAAUACAAACAUUUGGCAAAUAGAUAUAGGAAAGGUUCAUAUAAAAAAUGUUAGAAUAUCUAUCGAAAAUCGAUUAAAAGACAUGAUUAAAUAUAGAAAUAAUUUAUUUCAUCAAUUAAAUAUAAAAAGGGUUGAUAAAACAUGGGCAAAUUUUUUAAAAAAUAAUAAUUAUAUUAAGUUAUCAAGCUUUUAUUUUUACUCUCCUGUUAAUAUUGAUAGUAUUGUUAAUUUAGACACAAAUUAUUUACUUAUAUAUGACUCUUUUCUAUUUUAUUUUAGAACUGAAAAUGAAUUAAAUACAUUUUCAAAAAAUCCAAUUUAUUAUUUAAAUCAAAUAAAACCAUCUCCACACUUUAUUCUCCCAUUUAUAUUUAUAUAUACAAAUAUACAUGUUAAUGAUAUAUAUGAAUAUUUAAAAAAAAGUAAUAUUAAAUGUAAAAUAAUUAAUUUACAAAAUUUGUUAUCUUUUGGUUAUGAAAUAGAAAAAUAUAAAAAUCAAAUCGACCAAAACAACAUAAGUGAUGAAAUGAUAAUCGAAUUAAUACAAUUAAGAAGAAAUCAAUAUGAUGUUUUAACCCAUGGAUGUAUAUUAUAUAAUAUUCCAUUUAAUAAUAAACAAUUGGAUAGUUUUUUUAUAGGGAAAGAAAUUCCACAUUUAAUAUUUUUGAUACAAAAUAAAAAAGUGAAAAGAGAUAUUGAAUUAAAAAAAAAAAAAUCAAAUAGUUGCAUAUGUAAUGCUAAUUAUAAUGAGUCGAACGAAGUGUGUACACAUAUAUGUAAUUGCAUAAAUAUAGAUAAUAUCAAAUAUGAUGAAUUUAUAAAUAAUAUUGAAGAAAAAAUUCCUAAAAAAUAUAAUAAUGUUGUUUAUAUAGAAUAUAAUAAUAUGUGGAAAAUGAAAUAUGAAAUAGAAAACGCAAUCGAAGAAAAAAUAAAAAGUUAUCAAAGAUAUAAUAGAUAUAAAUACAAUAAAAAAGUUGCUUAUUUUAAGGGUUUUAAUAUAUAUGAAAAAGAAAAUUAUGAACAGGAAAUAAAAUUUAACAAAUAUUGUAUAGUUACAUAUAAAAAAAAAAAUAUUUUGGAAAAAUGCAACAUAUAUAAUAAUUAUACUGUCUAUUAUAAUGGUAACUACUAUUUGGUUAAUGCUUAUGAAGAUGUUUUAGAUUUUGAAAAAAAUCCAGAAACUUAUGUAGAUAUAGAAGAACCAUCUAAAAAGUUUGAAAAAAUUGUAAAUUUAGAAGAAAAUAUCAAAAUAGAGAAUGAAGGAUUUUGUCUGGUUAGCUUAAAAAAUGAAAAUAAUUUUGUUAAGGGAAAUAAAAAUUAUUGUAUAAAAUAUGAAAAUGCAUAUUAUUUAUUUGAAAAUAAAGAAAAAAUGGAAACAUUUGUUAACAAUUCUAAGGAUUAUUUAUAUAACCAAAAUAUGUUUGAUAUUAUCAUUGAAAAAAUUAAAUGCACAAAUGACAUUACUACUUUGGUUUAUCUUAAAACAUAUUUGUAUGACAUUAUAUGUCAUGGACUGUACGAAUUAGGAAAGUAUAGACCGCUAUAUCCUGGUUUAACUGGAAAAUUGAGUGCAAUACAUUUUUUAGCUUUUUUUUUUUAUAAAGAAAAUAAACAAUUUUCAACGUCUCUACGAAGAAAAUAUGAACAAAAAUUUAAAUCAUUUUUAAUGGAAUGUGAAAUACCAAUCAAUAUACAAAAAUUAAAAAAAAAAUUUGAAAAUAAAUCAACUCUUAAAAACCAAUCAAUCAAAAAAGCAACUAAGGAUUGGACAAAAAGAGACAUAGAGAAAUACGAAAAUUAUAUAAAUUUAUAUGAUAAAAUAUUAUUUUCCCAAAAAAAAAAAAUAAAUAAUUAA
Molecule: messenger RNA, 10875 nt
Organism: Plasmodium berghei ANKA
Lineage: Eukaryota; Apicomplexa; Aconoidasida; Haemosporida; Plasmodiidae
Product: conserved Plasmodium protein, unknown function
Exons: 3
Coding region: 1-10875 (3624 amino acids)
Source: RefSeq, a predicted model, not a curated record